AUGAACGCCGCACGACUGGUCGUGCGACCAGGAUUCGUCGUGCGCGCCAAGCUCACGCAAAACGUUCCCGAUCGCCUAUCGGCAAUGCUCUCCUCUUCUCUCAUUAUUCAUCUACGGUUCCUCCUGGACAUGGGUUGUGCCCCUUCUCAAUCUCUUCCUCCCUCUCCUGCGCGAACCACAAGAACCCCGCCUAAGGCCUCUACUUCUCAGACUGACAGUGAUGGCUCGUCAAUAGACAAGUACACCGCUGGCCUGCGCCGAAACCAAGAAUGGGCCGCGCAGACUGCGCGCGAGCACCCCGACCUUUUCCCUACACUCGCAACCGGCCAGCAGCCCCAGAUCCUCUGGCUCGGCUGCUCCGACUCGCGAUGCCCUGAGACCUCCAUGAUGGGCCUCCAGCCUGGCGAUGUCUUCGUUCAUCGCAAUAUCGCCAACAUCCUCCACCCCGGUGACCUGAGCUCAGGCGCCGUCAUCGAAUACGCCGUGCAGCAUUUGCGUGUCAAGCACGUUGUGGUUUGCGGACACACCUCAUGCGGUGGUGUCGCCGCCGCUAUGGGCAACAAGCCGCUGGGUAUCCUGGAUCCUUGGCUCCUACCUUUGCGCCAGGUGCGCGAGCGUAACCUCGAUCUGCUGCAGUCCCUCUCUGCCGACGAGGCUGCGCUCAAGCUCGUGGAGUUGAACGUGCGUGAGAGCUUGAACGUGGUGACUCAGAAGAGCGUUGUCCUCAACGCGAUUCAGGAGCGUGGCCUCGAGGUCCACGGUCUGAUCUACGAUGUCGCCUCCGGUGUUCUGCGUGAGUUGGAUACCCAGGACUCGCAAGAUGCCAUUCGUGCCCGCCUGGUGGCCUUCAAGACCGAAUACUAA
Penicillium maclennaniae is the source of this 864-nucleotide messenger RNA. Its product is annotated as carbonic anhydrase. NCBI's taxonomy places the organism in Eukaryota, Fungi, Ascomycota, Eurotiomycetes, Eurotiales, Aspergillaceae. Gene Ontology annotation, molecular function: zinc ion binding; carbonate dehydratase activity. The transcript has a single exon. Bases 1 to 864 code for a protein of 287 amino acids. The record is from RefSeq and is a predicted model, not a curated record. Gene Ontology annotation, cellular component: cytoplasm. Gene Ontology annotation, biological process: cellular response to oxidative stress; cellular response to carbon dioxide; carbon utilization.